Molecule: messenger RNA, 2601 nt
Organism: Musa acuminata AAA Group (dessert banana)
Lineage: Eukaryota; Viridiplantae; Streptophyta; Magnoliopsida; Zingiberales; Musaceae
Product: phosphatidate cytidylyltransferase 1
Exons: 15
Coding region: 756-2030 (424 amino acids)
Cellular component (GO): endoplasmic reticulum membrane
Molecular function (GO): phosphatidate cytidylyltransferase activity
Source: RefSeq, a predicted model, not a curated record
CAUCACAUCACACCUGUGUUAAAUCUGCCAUUCAGUGGCCGUCGCUCCCCAAAUCCAUUUGGAGGAAGCCCAAAGAGAUAGGAGAGCUCGACUUCCGCUCCCGAGACGGUCAUCCCUGCUUCCCCCGAGCUCCGGAAUUGCUGGGAAAGGGUCGGCGGCGGGUUUGAUUUAGCUAGUAAUCGAUUCACCCAGAGACCAAUCUUGUUUGUCCUUUGUGAUAGGUGUGAUUUCUCUUUUCCGCUACCAGGGUUGUUCUUGUUGAGCAGCGGCGGAGAGCGAGUUCUUCAGGGAAAGGGUGUAGCCGUGAGUUGUUUUGAAGGGUCAUAGAUGCUUAAGAUGGAAAAAAAAGGAGAACAACGAUGGUUUGUUCUUCGAAAUCGACACUACUAGAAUUUGCUGCGGAAGCAGAACUCUAGGGUUGAUGAUGUUUGUUGGUCGAAACAUCAAGCUAUUCUGAGACGGAACUAAAGAUCGAGCCUCUGUCACUUAAAGGUUCGCUGGGAGGGCCGGGCGCCCGCCUGGUUAAACUUAGGCCAGCUCGAGCGUGAGUCGAAGCAAAACACUCAUCUGGUUCGAUUGAACCAGGUAUCUGUCGCAGAAACCACCACCCGCCUGUGCCCUAACGCCGAAGUCCUUCUUUCCCCCACUGCGUUCCUCGCGGCGGCGGAGUUCCUCCCACCGGCGAACGACGGCGGCAGCGGCGGCGGCUUCUUCCCCUCCCUCCAGCCUGGUGGAUUACGAAGAAUCAAGUUGCCAUGCAUAAAGACAGUGGCUCCAGUGACACUCCAAAUUAUUUGGGACGAAUUCGACAUCGUAAACGCCCUAGUGAGGUUUCUGCAGAUGCAAAUAAAGCAAAUGGAUCAAAAUUGCUUGUUAAUGACCGCAAUAAAUACAAAUCAAUGCUUAUUCGUACUUAUUCAUCAGUGUGGAUGAUAGGGGGCUUCACUUUUAUAAUCUAUAUGGGCCAUCUCUAUAUAUGGGCGUUGAUCGUCGUCAUCCAAAUUUUUAUGGCCAAGGAGCUUUUUAAUCUACUCAGAAGAGCCAAUGAAGAAAGACAGCUUCCAGGGUUUAGGCUGUUAAAUUGGCAUUUUUUCUUCACUGCAGUGUUGUUUACUUAUGGGCGCUUUCUUAGCCGGCAGCUUGUCAACACUGUGACUUCAGAUAAAUUGUUGUAUCAGCUUGUUAGCGGCCUUAUUAAAUAUCAGAUGUUUAUUUGCUAUUUCCUGUAUAUUGCAGGUUUUGUGUGGUUUAUUCUUACACUUAAGAAGAAGAUGUAUAAGUAUCAGUUCAGCCAAUAUGCGUGGACACACAUGAUUCUUCUAAUGGUAUUUGUGCAAUCUGCUUUCACCGUCGCAAACAUAUUCGAGGGUAUAUUUUGGUUUCUCUUACCAGCAUCACUUAUUAUUAUCAAUGACAUUGCUGCAUAUUUUUUUGGGUUCUUUUUUGGGAGAACACCAUUGAUCAAACUAUCUCCAAAGAAAACUUGGGAGGGUUUUAUUGGGGCAUCAAUCACGACAUUGAUCUCUGCCUUCAUGUUAGCAAAUAUAAUGGGCCAGUUCCAAUGGCUUACAUGUCCUAGAAAGGACUUAUCAACCGGAUGGCUGCAUUGUGAUCCUGGCACGUUGUUUAAACCAGAAUAUUUUUCAGUACCUAGAUGCAUGCAUCAGUGGUUUCCUUGGAAAGAAGUAGCAAUUUUGCCUGUGCAGUGGCAUGCUUUAGCUCUUGGUCUGUUUGCAUCAAUCAUAGCACCAUUUGGAGGAUUCUUUGCAAGUGGUUUUAAACGUGCCUUCAAACUUAAGGACUUCGGUGACAGCAUUCCUGGACAUGGUGGAAUUACUGACAGAAUGGAUUGCCAAAUGGUCAUGGCCGUUUUUGCAUACAUAUACCAUCAAUCAUUUGUCAUGCCUCAAAGUUUGUCAGUUGAGAUGAUUUUGGAGCAGAUAUUAAGGAACCUUACCUUUGAGGAGCAACAGUUUCUAUAUGAGCAACUUGGGAAUAUCUUUCAAGCCAGGCAACUGUUGCAAGCCUAGUUUCUUCGUGAUGGCCAGACUCCAGAAUCAUUAUAUAUUUGGCACCAUCUUAUGAUACACCAUUGAACGGAUGGAACUCGUGAAACUGUUGAUCUUUGAAACUGCUUGUAAAUAGUUUUUGCACCAUAUUAGCUUGCAGCAUGACUGCAACUGGAUCAGGUCCAGCACCGCGGAAACAUACUAUAUCUUCUUGCAUGUGUUUGUCCAGGUUGGAGUAAGCUGGUGUCAUGCAUCUAUAUAAAGUUGAGGAUUAGAUGUACCGAGAAUCAUUGAUCUAGAAUCUCAUACAUUGAAGUAUAUUUUGGUAAUGCACUGAAAUGAUUAGAAAACAAUGAGGAUUGAAUGCUAAAACGUCAUUUUCUGGAGGAUGAGCACUUUUUGCUGAUGAUGUUGUACUCUUUUAUGCAACAUCUGGAGGAUUAGAUGUACCCUUUCUGGAUGUAUGUUUAUUAUGCUUCUUUCUCCCUUGGGAAUGAUAUAAACACAUAGGUCUGAGGUAUUGUGACAGCUAUUGUGGCUUUAAUUUGUUACGAAAUUUAAUGGAACAAACAAAUCAGAUGAUUUUGGAUUC